This is a messenger RNA of Aaosphaeria arxii CBS 175.79, 765 nucleotides long. RefSeq names its product short-chain dehydrogenase/reductase SDR. The record is from RefSeq and is a predicted model, not a curated record. The annotation marks the transcript as partial. Lineage: Eukaryota; Fungi; Ascomycota; Dothideomycetes; Pleosporales. The transcript is spliced from 2 exons. Gene Ontology annotation, molecular function: oxidoreductase activity, acting on the CH-OH group of donors, NAD or NADP as acceptor.
AGUAUCACAGGGAGUAGCUCAGGCAUUGGGCGCGCUACGGCCAUCGAGUGCGCGCGCCAUGGCGCCAGGCUCGUUCUACACCACAUUGGAGACGAGCAAUCACGACAAGAUAUCAAAACACUGCAACAUAUCAUAUCUUCUGAUCGAAGUGAGGUUCAGACCUCUGGGCAGAGAGCAGUCGAGAUUGCGCUGGACAUACGAGAUGUCGAUGCUGGGCAGCGUCUUGUCGAUAAGGCCAUCUGCUCGUUCGGCAAGCUUGAUUCCAUCGUGCACAAUGCGGGUAUCUGUCAGUUCUCAGACUUCAUGGCUGUGACACAGGAGCAGCAGGAACGACAUAUGGCGAUCAAUUACACAGCUGCCUUCCGCAUCACGCAGAGUGUAGUAGAGCACAUGAUAUCCCAAGGAAAGGGAGGGUCUGUGGUCAACAUCGCGUCUGUGACCGCGACGGCAGGCUCGUCACAGCUUGUGCACUAUGCGGCAUCCAAGGCCGCCCUGCUCGGGAUGACAGUGAGCAGUGCGGUGGCAUUGGGCAAGUAUGGCAUAAGAGUCAACGCGGUGAGCCCGGGAACGAUUGAGACAGCAAUGAAUAGGGACGAUCUGAGUGGUGCAAAGAAGAGUGUUAUGGAGCAAAGGGUGCCAUUGGGACGACUCGGGAAACCGGACGAUGUUGCACGGGCUGUCGUGUUUUUUGUGAGUAGCUUGUCAGAGUAUGUCUCGGGGCAGAAUUUGAUAGUUGAUGGCGCUGCUACAAUAAGCUAUCAGUGA